Messenger RNA from Pyrus x bretschneideri (Chinese white pear), 2526 nucleotides. RefSeq names its product probable glycosyltransferase STELLO1. NCBI's taxonomy places the organism in Eukaryota, Viridiplantae, Streptophyta, Magnoliopsida, Rosales, Rosaceae. The transcript has 3 exons. The coding region runs from base 1 to 2286 and encodes 761 amino acids. The record is from RefSeq and is a predicted model, not a curated record.
AUGUUGGUCCAGGACCGCCCAGCUUCAAAAACCUCCAAACCCUCCAAAACCCAGCAACCACUUCACUUUUCUCAUCCCAAAACCUUGAUUUCCCCCAAUUGGGUCUCCUUCAAUUUCUUCAAGAUCGCCACUUUGUCACUCCUAACAUUCACCAUCGCCACCCUCUUCUUCCUCUACAACUCCAACGACUCCCCCUCCACCUUCCUCUGCUUCAAAUCCCACCUCCACGUCCCCAAACCCCUCCAAUACCCCACUCUCACCUUCGAUUCAAUCCGACCCAUCUCCGAUAAGUCCUCCGGUUACGCUUCUUUCAGCUCCGAUCGAUGGAUUGUGGUCUCCGUUUCGGAUUACCCUUCCGAGUCACUUCGAAAGCUGGUCAGAGUCAAGGGCUGGCAGGUCCUUGCAAUUGGGAAUUCGAGGACCCCCGUGGAUUGGAGCCUCAAGGGAGUCAUUUACUUGUCGAUGGAUGACCAAGCGAAAUUGGAGUUUCGGGUUUUGGACUACCUUCCUUAUGAAUCUUAUGUGCGGAAGAGUGUUGGGUACCUUUUCGCUAUCCAGCACGGCGCGAAAUUGAUAUACGAUGCUGAUGAUCGCGGGGAUGUGGCGGAUGGUGAUCUCGGUAAGCACUUUGAUUUGAAAUUGUCAAAUGUGGAUGUAAUGCAGGAGAGGAUUUUACAGUAUCCUAAUGAAAACCCCAAUAGAACUGUUGUGAAUCCGUACAUUCAUUUCGGGCAACGAUCAAUUUGGCCUAGAGGAUUGCCUUUAGAAAAUGUAGGUGAAGUUGCGCACGAAGGGUACUAUAGUGAAGUAUUUGGGGGAAUGCAGUACAUUCAGCAGGGUAUAUCGAAUGGCUUACCCGAUGUGGAUUCUGUUUUUUACUUCACAAGAAGGUCGGGUUCAGAAGAGCUCGAUAUUAGGUUUGAUGAACAUGCUCCAAAAGUUUCAUUACCUCAAGGUAUAAUGGUGCCAUUGAAUUCUUUUAAUACGUUGUUUCAUUCUAAUGCAUUUUGGGCUUUGAUGCUUCCGGUUUCGGUUAGUACAAUGGCUUCUGAUGUUUUGAGGGGUUAUUGGGCACAAAGAAUAUUGUGGGAGAUUGGUGGUCAUGUUGUUGUCUAUCCUCCAACUAUUUAUAGAUAUGAUAAGAUUGAAGCAUACCCAUUUACGGAAGAGAAGGAUCUUCACGUAAAUGUGGGUCGAUUAAUCAAGUUCCUGGUUACUUGGAGAUCUAGUAAGAUUAGGUUGUUUGAUAAAAUUUUGGAAUUGAGUUAUUUGAUGGCGAAAGAAGGGUUUUGGACCGAGAAGGAGGUGAAGUUCACAGCAGCUUGGCUUCAAGAUCUGCUUGCUGUGGGGUAUAUUCAGCCGAGGCAGAAGGUCAUGAAUUUGGAUAAGCCAAGAACAAUCAUUGGCCAUGCAAACUGGAAGGAAUUUAUUCCUCGAAAACUACCUUCUGUGCAUCUUGGGGUUAAGGAAUCAGAGAUGGUGAAUUAUGAGAUAGGGAAUUUGAUUCGGUGGAGGAAGUUUUUUGGCAAUGUUGUUAUGAUCUUGUUUGUCAGCGGACCUAUGGAACGAACUGCCUUGAAGUGGAGAUUGCUCUAUGGAAGGGUAUUUAAAACCGUGGUGAUUUUCUCGGGCAGUUCUAAAGAUAAAUUCGGUGUGGAGCAAGCUACAUUGGACCAAGUAUACAAGUAUCUUCCCAAGAUAUUUAACAUGUUUACAAGUGCAGAAGGAUUCUUGUUCCUCCAGGACAAUACUGUUCUCAACUACUGGAAUCUACUGCAAGCAGACAAGGCUAAGCUGUGGAUUACCAACAAGGUGCCUCAGUCUUGGAUUACAUCCUCAGUCAAUGGUAAAGACAUGGAAUGGUUGUCGAAACAAGCAAAUAUGGUAAAGAAAGUUGUCAGCACUAUGCCAGUCCAUUUACAGGUCAACUACAAGGAGAGCAUGCCAAGGGAGCAGAGUCUCGUUUUGUGCAGCUCCGAGGUAUUCUAUAUUCCACGACAAUUUGUUGGGGACUUUAUCGAUCUUGUAGGUCUCGUGGGAAAAUUUGAAAUCCACAGUAAGGUAGCAGUUCCCAUGUUUUUCAUGGCAAUGGAUUCGCCUAAUAACUAUGACUCAGUGCUCAAUACAAUGAUUUAUAAGCCAGACGCAUCAUCUAGCAACUCUUCAAGUAUUUAUUCUGCUCAAGUCGCAGCUGUCCAUCCAUGGACCGUUUCCAGCGAGUCUGAUUACAUGAAACUUAUAAGAUCCAUGGCGACGGGUGACCCUCUACUGAUGGAGCUGUUUUAAAUUACGGUAGGAAACUUUAUACCGCUCCCAUUUUGUAUGAGGCGUCUCAAACGAGAUUGGUAAUCGAAACAAAGGAUCAUUUGGUUCAAGUAGGCUUUAAUUUCUUUCUAGUUUCCGUUUUUUCUCAUGUACAUAUAGAAUUUUCUUUCGCCGGUAUGAUUCCAGUCAUUGAUGUAAACUCGUGUCUUACAAUUCGUAUUUGAGCUGUGGAUAUAUCGAAUGAGAAGCAUCGUUACAUUA